CACGAUGGCACCAACACGAUGGCACCAACACGAUGGCACCAACAUGGCUAGCACCAACAAGUCUGGCACCAACACGAUGGCACCAACACGGCUGGCACCAACACGGCUGGCACCAACACGAUGGCGCCAACACAAUGGCACCAACACGAUGGCGCCAACACAAUGGCACCAACGCAUCUGGCACCAACACGGCUGGCACCAACACGAUGGCGCCAACACAAUGGCACCAACACGAUGGCACCAACACAAUGGCACCAACCCGAUUGGCAUCAACACGAUGGCACCAACACGGCUGGCACCAACACGAUGGCGCCAACACGAUGGCACCAACACGAUGGCACCAACACGAUGGCACCAACAAGUCUGGCACCAACACGAUGGCGCCAACACGAUGGCAUCAACACGAUGGCAUCACCAACGAUGGCACCAACACGAUGGCACCAACACGAUGGCAUCAACCCGAUGGCACCAACACGAUGGCACCAACACGGCUGGCAUCAACACGAUGGCAUCAAACACGAUGGCACCAACACGAUGGCAUCAACCCGAUGGCAUCAACACCACCAACACGGCUGGCACCAACACGAUGGCACCAACACGGCUGGCACCAACACGGCUGGCACCAACACGGCUGGCACCAACAGCACCAACACGAUGGCACCAACACGGCUGGCACCAACAGCACCAACACGAUGGCACCAACACGGCUGGCACCAACACGAUGGCACCAACACGGUGGCACCAACACGGCUGGCACCAUCAGCACCAACACGGCUGGCACCAUCAGCACCAACACGGCUGGCACCAUCAGCACCAACACGGAUGGCACCAACACGGCUGGCACCAUCAGCACCAACACGAUGGCACCAACACGGCUGGCACCAACAGCACCAACACGGCUGGCACCAACACGAUGGCACCAACACGGCUGGCACCACAGAGCUCUGUAAAUACACCAUUCUGUCACAUCCCCAUGGAUGAAUUCAAGGACCUCAUAGAUGGUCCAUGUUAUUUGUUAUGUUUAAUUCGAACAGUUCGUCGUUGUUCGUUUCUUUGUGUAUUCUAUGUAUGUAUAUGUAUAUAUUAUAUAUAUGUAUAUGUAUGUAUAUAUUAUAUGUAUGUAUAUGUAUAUGUAUAUAUUAUAUAUAUGUAUGUAUAUAUUAUAUGUAUGUAUAUGUAUAUGUAUAUAUUCUAUGUAUGUAUAUGUAUAUGUAUAUGUAUAUAUUAUAUGUAUGUAUAUGUAUAUAUUAUAUGUAUGUAUAUGUAUAUAUUAUAUGUAUGUAUAUGU
Messenger RNA from Oncorhynchus keta (chum salmon), 1288 nucleotides. RefSeq lists its product as uncharacterized. Bases 33 to 950 code for a protein of 305 amino acids. Lineage: Eukaryota; Metazoa; Chordata; Actinopteri; Salmoniformes; Salmonidae. The record is from RefSeq and is a predicted model, not a curated record. The transcript is spliced from 2 exons.